Molecule: messenger RNA, 813 nt
Organism: Ixodes scapularis (black-legged tick)
Lineage: Eukaryota; Metazoa; Arthropoda; Arachnida; Ixodida; Ixodidae
Product: 4-coumarate--CoA ligase-like 6
Exons: 5
Coding region: 1-813 (270 amino acids)
Molecular function (GO): CoA-ligase activity
Source: RefSeq, a predicted model, not a curated record
AUGGCUGAUGCAAUGAAAAAAUACAAGGUGACUAGAGUGUUCGGGGCUCCAUUCUGGAUUCUGGAGCUUGCCAAGGCGCUUGAGAAGCGAGGAAUUCAGCUGGAUAGUCUAACGACUAUUCUUCUGUGUGGCGCGAAGGCCACGCCCCAAAUGUUGAGGCAAAUCGAACGGUCGUUUGAUCUGGCCAUCGUCAAAGAAACUUACGGAGCUACGGAAGUCGCACGGAUAUGCAGACCCCCGUGGGGUGCCUCCCCUUGGUACGGCAUUGGAUUCCCGUCCCCGAUGGUACAAGUUAAGGUUGUUGAUGUCAAGAGUGGAAAAGUGCUUGGACCAAACGAAAAAGGAGAAGUGUUAGUGAAGACGCCAUGUUCCAUGAAGGGCUAUUACGGACAUCCGGAAGCUACAUCGCAGAAAAUUACUCCCAAUGGUUGGGUACGAACAGGUGACAUCUGCUAUUACAACGAAGACGGUCAAUUCUUCUAUGUCGAAAGAAUGAGCCAGUUCUUUAAAUGCAUGAACAUCCACGUGGCACCCUGCUUCAUUGAAAGCGUGUUGCUCAGCCACGAUGGAGUUGAAGAGGCAGCGGUCAUUGGUGUCCCCCAUCCACAAUAUCAUGAAGCGGCCUUGGCGUUUGUCGUGUUGAAGAAAUCUUGUGGCACAAUCACCGAGGCAGAGCUCCAAAACUUCGUUGCAGGCCAACUUGGAACCUACAUGCACCUCCACGGGGGUGUGAAAUUCGUUGACUCGAUACCAAAGAACGCCAACGGUAAAGUAGUGAGGAAAAAACUGCAGAUGCUUCAUCAAGAUGGAUAA